This is a messenger RNA of Pleurotus ostreatus (oyster mushroom), 1491 nucleotides long. RefSeq lists its product as uncharacterized. The transcript is spliced from 3 exons. NCBI's taxonomy places the organism in Eukaryota, Fungi, Basidiomycota, Agaricomycetes, Agaricales, Pleurotaceae. Gene Ontology annotation, molecular function: protein binding. The record is from RefSeq and is a predicted model, not a curated record. Bases 1 to 1491 code for a protein of 496 amino acids.
AUGUCAUUUCAAGAUGCCAAAGAACGGCGCCCAGUUCGCGUGAUGCUCCCCUUUGAGUUGACUCACCAUAUCAUCGCAUUCCUCAACGAUCGCAGCGACAGACGCAACUACCAAAAAGUUGGUUUUCCUGCUUUGAAAGCCUGUUCCCUUGUCUGUCGGGCUUGGAACGAUAUUUGCCGACAUUGCAUAUUCCACACAGUUACCGCAGACAUCUGCAUAAGCCAAGAACGCGAUUCUCCGCUCUCUUUCCUACACUUCACGGCCCCCCAUCUCUACAGAUAUGUGACCGAUCUCAUUCUCUUCUGGGAUCGCGAUGUAUACGGCGCACCGGAAUGGAUUCCGAACACUCUCCCCCGAUUUGUUAAUCUGCGCUCGCUGUACCUUGAGAGUCGGAUGACGUCUGGUGCGCCAGCUCUCCCGCGACCAUUCGCGCUCGGGGUUAUGGCUUUGCUGGACAAAGCACCCCUUAAAUGCCUUUCCCUCACAUACUGGGAUUUCUUAGCGGACGCGUCGGAUCUCCUUCUCCUACUUUCUGUCUGUUCGACCACACUCGAGGAAUUGUCCCUUGAAACUUGCAGCGUCUCCGACAGAGGAACGAUGCCAAAUAUGAUAGUCUCGGAAUCAAGAGUUCCUCCGAUAGUCUGCUUGCAGGCUUUGCGAAAAAUCAAGCUGCAAGGAGACUCCAGGGCAUUCCAGACGAGCCGUAUCGAAAGCCCAAAUCUUCGCUCGUUGGUUUAUGAACAAAUUCAAAAUUCCUUUUGCACCAUUCCGAACUGGAUAUCCGACAAACUGUCGGAGGUCAGCCUGAAAGCCUUUGAAGUAUCUGACAUUCCUGACCUCGGCCAGUCUAUCUGUCCCUCCUCUAUGACGGUUGAUAUCUCUAAAUCACACGACGAUUCAUUCUUCACGAUUCUCUCGUGGGUCAAGGGCUGUCUUCAGAGUCUUCCGUUCCCCCAUGUCCUUCGUCAGCUGAACAUCAAAAUCAAGAGUAACCGGCUUAGAGAGUCGGAGGAGUGUUGUUACCCUACUCGUGCGGACUACGAACUACUAUACAGCACUCUGGAGCCCCUUCGCCAGCAUGGGGCCUUGCACACUAAUCUCAGUAUCAGUAUCCUCUCGCUCAACCACCGUGCUGCAAUACCUGCUGACAAUACCAUGAAUGAGGAGGUGGCGAAGCUGAAAGAGGUGUUCACCCCACUGUUAGAAGCAAAUCAAUUAGCUAUUGAGAUCGUUCUUGAGCGGUGGGGGGGAGUAGCGGAGCCAUUGCACAUCAUCUGCUUUGCUUCCUUGCCCUCGCCAUUCUCUGCGCUGCAAACGCUUGGGAUCACCUCCCUGCUUGCUGCUGGCCGUAUCCAAUCCUUUGAGAUGGAAUCCUAUGACCUCAUUGAAGACGAUUUCCUAUUUUUUCGCUGUGCUCAGCUACCCUUGAAGAGGUUAAGCUUCGUGUCUGCGUCGACCGACCCAUGCGACAUUCCCACAUGGGAAACCUGA